Messenger RNA from Zasmidium cellare ATCC 36951, 888 nucleotides. RefSeq lists its product as uncharacterized. The transcript has a single exon. The record is from RefSeq and is a predicted model, not a curated record. Lineage: Eukaryota; Fungi; Ascomycota; Dothideomycetes; Mycosphaerellales; Mycosphaerellaceae. The coding region runs from base 1 to 888 and encodes 295 amino acids.
AUGGUCAACAAAGGGGCGCUUCUUUUGACCAAUCUAAACCAUGUGUCUGGCAAUUCAGACAUCUCCACUGGCCUAUGUCUCCUGAUGCUUGAUGCACUACUAUGGGACGAUAGUUACACUAGUUGGCAGGGAUGGCAACCAGCUGCUGGAGACGGCCGAGAAUCGCAGAGUGGGAAGUCCAGCUGCUGGAUGUGCAAAGAGAAGAACUGGCCCCACGAUCCAAAGCAACGCCGCUGGCUGCGGACGCCAGCUGGUCUAUCCGAACAUGCAGAGGCCGAAGAACGCAUCUGCGUCAACUGCUACGUGUACACAGAACGACGCAUGAACCCGGAGAGCUGCCGCCCACUCGUAAUCGGCAAGGGGAUUUGGACUGCAGACGCUGUCGUCGAAGCACGAAGAGCUCCAAAACCGUUGGUAUGGGACCAGACGGAAGCAGCCACAAUAGGCACUGAGGCUGAAAACCUGGCGAGUCUAAGAGACCAAGACUUCACCUGCCCCGUGCGCGACAAACGGGAGCCAUGCGAGACCUGGCAAGCCAAUACGUGGCAGUCAAAUCCCCUUGCGACUGUUAAGGGCAUGUCGAAGGAUGAUUUUGCCCACAUCUGCGCUGGCUGCAAGUCCCUGUUCUUCAUCUUCUGCAACGGCGACGCAGAUCAGACGGCGUGGGUGUCGCGUCGUCGGCGGUAUUUGCGACCUGUGGGGAGAUGGCACCACGAACCGCUUCAACUCGACCAAAGCACUCCAACGUUUGGCGAGAAAUCUUGCCGACCUGAAGGUCAAGAUGGCCAUACUGCUUGGCAACGAUGGCGAUUGCACUUGCUGCAACGCCCACAUCUGGGACGAGUCGGACCUGAAGCCUCCGGUGGUGACCAUGGUCUCGCGAGAUGA